Molecule: messenger RNA, 1381 nt
Organism: Hibiscus syriacus
Lineage: Eukaryota; Viridiplantae; Streptophyta; Magnoliopsida; Malvales; Malvaceae
Product: receptor-like protein 31
Exons: 1
Coding region: 97-1293 (398 amino acids)
Molecular function (GO): protein binding
Source: RefSeq, a predicted model, not a curated record
CCUUGUGGAAUCGAUUCCAUUUCAUUUUCAUCUGAUAGUUAAGAACAGAGCCCUCGUCUUGUGUAAGUCGAUCUAGUCCCCAAACUCUUUGCUUCUAUGGGAAGAAAGCCAGUGGUUUCUUCUUAUGCUCUGUUUUUAGUUGCCCUGCUUCAAUGUAGAUUCUUGGCUUUUGCAAUUUUAGACCCCCUUGAUUUUUUAUCUUUACAAUUAAUAAGAAAGUCUCUCAAUGAUUUUCCGGGUUCUAAUUUUCUUGCCUCCUGGGAUUUUACCUCCGAUCCUUGUAACUUCACUGGAGUUUACUGUGAAUCCGAUAAGGUAAUAGCUCUUAAUCUGGGUGAUCAGCGUGCUGGUUUUCCCGGAUUAACCGGAAGGAUAGACCCGGCCAUCGGUAAACUAUCAGCACUUACGGAGUUUUCCCUUGUUCCUGGUGGGGUCUUCGGGUCGUUGCCGCGUUCAUUCUCGCAGUUGAAGAACCUUCGGGUUCUUGCCAUCACCCGGAAUUUCAUCUCCGGUAAUAUUCCGGCCAGUCUUGGCCGAUUGAGUAGCCUUAAAACGCUUGAUCUUAGCUACAAUCGACUCACCGGUAGAAUCCCUCGUUCCAUCGGCACCCUACCGGAGUUAACCAAUCUUAUUUUCUGUCACAACAACCUCUCCGGUUCGGUCCCUCCGUUUCUCUCCCAAGCCCUAACCCGGUUGGACCUCAAACGCAAUGCGCUCACCGGCUCGCUCCCCGACUCCUUCCCUCCUUCUCUCCAGUUCCUCUCUCUCUCCUGGAACCAGCUGAAGGGACCGGUGGACGGUGCUCUAUCCCAGCUCGACCAGUUAAACUUCGUAGACUUGAGUUUUAACCGUUUUACCGGUUCAAUUCCCGUCCGGUUGUUCUCAUUUCCUAUCACAAACCUUCACUUGCAGAGAAACUCGUUUGACGGUCCAGUCCAACCGUCUUAUCAGGUGACAAUCUCGACAGUCGAUCUGAGCCACAACAUGCUUUCCGGUCAGAUAUCACCAAUGUUCUCGACGGUGCAGAAUCUUUACUUGAAUCACAACCGGUUCACUGGUCAAGUCCCGGUCAGCUUGGUCGACCGUUUGUUAUCCGCCAGCUUACAAACACUUUAUUUGCAGCAUAAUUAUUUGACCGGAAUCAAGAUUAAUCCAAUGGCGUUGAUCCCUCGAAGCAGUUCCCUGUGUAUACAGUAUAACUGUAUGGUGCCGCCCGUACAGACGCCCUGCCCGUUGAAAGGGGAGACAGAGAAGACGAGGCCUACUGCUCUCUGCAAUGAAUGGAAAGGCUAGAUCUGUAAUUUACAUUGCUAUGUGGAUGUACUUUGGGAAGAAAUUAUUUAUUUAUUUAUUUAUUUUUAUGGGUAGAUGAAAAAUUGGC